Molecule: messenger RNA, 1610 nt
Organism: Diatraea saccharalis (sugarcane borer)
Lineage: Eukaryota; Metazoa; Arthropoda; Insecta; Lepidoptera; Crambidae
Source: the annotation of a GenBank genome assembly
AAAUGAAUGACGUCAUGUGGUUAUGUGUCAUUCAUUCAUUAAGAAUCGCCAUUAUUUAUGUGUGUUAAUUUUUCUUUGUUUGAUUCAUUAUUUACAAUAUUAAGAUUGCGGCUAUAGUUGGAAAUAAUUUUUAAAAAUGGAAGAACAAAGUGGAAGCUCUGCCCCAAGGGUAAGCGAUAAGCGGUUAGCUCAAACUCAGGCUAAAGUUGAUGAAGUCGUCGGCAUUAUGCGUGUCAACGUCGAGAAAGUUUUAGAGAGAGAUCAAAAGUUAUCAGAGCUAGACAAUCGUGCUGAUGCUUUGCAGCACGGAGCUGCCCAAUUCGAGCAGCAAGCUGGAAAACUGAAGAGGAAGUAUUGGUGGCAAAAUUUGAAAAUGAUGAUAAUAAUCGGUGUUAUUGGUUUAAUACUGCUCAUCAUCAUCUUAGUUUAUGCGAUUCCUUCAGGGAACUCUGCUCCCGCUCCACCACCAGUGACUGAGGCUCCUACCAAUUCUGGUCGAUAAUCUUGCGAAACUUAUAUUGACUUCAUCAUCUAUAAAGUUUCAAACUUGAUAAUGGAUGUUUGACGUUCAUAUAUUAUCCUUACAUUUCAGACCUACCUAAAUACGACUGAAAUAUUUAUAUAAGACGUUAUUUUUGUAAUUGAGAUUAUAAACGCACAUAUUUGUACAUGAAAACUCAUUUGAAAUUUUGAUAAAUCUACAAAAACUAAUGUUAAGAGUUUUACAACUACCUAUCUACAUAAUGGUGACUAAUAUAUUUUUAUAAAAAUUUAAUGUGAUUAUGUAGUUACGGAGUUAUUGUAUUGUUAAUGAAUGUACCUAGUUUACAAAGUGUCCUUUACUGUAUUUACCAGUGUAUAAAUCCAAAAAGUGGCCAACAAUUGUAUAGAUUAAUAAUAAGUUGUGUUAAUAAAAAAAAACCCACAAAGCUUAAACAAUGGCCAUUGUGUGUAUCAACAUUUAUCAAAUAUUUAUUGAAAAUUAUCUGCUUAUCACAACUAAUAUUUAUUGUUUAACAUUAAAAAUUUAUAUUGUAUAAAGUUUAUAUAAAUGUUGCAAAAUUUAACAGCUUAAUUUUCUUUCAUAAGAUAACUUAAAGCACAUUUUAGUUUUAGAUUAUAUCAAGUUUGAAAUGGCUAUGUAAUUUAACCUUAUAUAAUAACACAUUUAUACCCUUAUUAAUAAGCAAUUUGUUAGCAGUAUUAACAUUAUAAACAGUAUUUAACAGAUUUUAAAUUAAAUGAAAUCAAACUUCAGUUUGAGUGAAAAUUGAUCAUACUGACUAUCAAUGUUUGCACUUUGCUUAUUAGUAAGGACAUAUGUGAACAUUUGGGGGAAGGUGAAGGUAUUGGUCUAUUCUAUUUUAUAUAGCCCGCACAGGCAAGCAUGUUAAAUAUUUGUGAUGAAUUUGUAGCAUUUUUUUUUCAAAUAGUCAUCAGAAUGAUGGGACCAACAAUAUUUUUACUACAAAUGACGAAUUAAUGAUGCCAAUUUGUAUUCAUACCUCUUACCACUUAUCAAUUAUUGCCUUAGUUGUUUUGUAUUACAUAAGGAAUAAUAAAUAUAUGUAUUCAUAAUUUUGUAUUAUAUUAUUGAACAAAAAAAAUUC